Messenger RNA from Drosophila simulans, 394 nucleotides. RefSeq lists its product as uncharacterized. The record is from RefSeq and is a predicted model, not a curated record. Bases 137 to 394 code for a protein of 85 amino acids. Lineage: Eukaryota; Metazoa; Arthropoda; Insecta; Diptera; Drosophilidae. Gene Ontology annotation, cellular component: nucleus. Gene Ontology annotation, molecular function: zinc ion binding. The transcript has 2 exons.
UCGAGUAAUAAUCGGAUGCAGCUGACAACUCUGUGCGAAUACGUUCACAUUGACUACUUGGCAGGAGAGCAAGUGCCCAACAUUUGUUGAUUCUUUUGAAAUUCCAGCCUCUGUGGUUGGGAGAUCAUCGGGAAAAAUGGAAAGAUCAGCGGACGACAGCAUGGGAAAGAACUGCAGAGCCUGCGCCGAACACUCAUCCAUACUGGUGGACCUCUUCUCCACGGAGAUCUCUGAUCCCCCCAUUUGGGAAAUGUUGAACUCAAUUCUACCGGAGAUCUGUCGCGUGAAACGGGAUGAAAUGCCGCAGAAGAUCUGUCCUACCUGCCUGGUGGCCGCUCAAAAUGCCUUUCAUUUCCGGCACAAGUCUCGACAAAUCAAACUCAAAUCUGAGUAG